This is a messenger RNA of Rhineura floridana, 4891 nucleotides long. RefSeq names its product collectin subfamily member 10 (gene COLEC10). NCBI's taxonomy places the organism in Eukaryota, Metazoa, Chordata, Lepidosauria, Squamata, Rhineuridae. The transcript has 7 exons. The coding region runs from base 169 to 1071 and encodes 300 amino acids. The record is from RefSeq and is a predicted model, not a curated record.
AACACACCCACCCAUAGGGCCUCUUCAUUGCUCGGCUUUAUUUAGCUCUAAUCAAGCGGGAUCUUCAAUUUACUUUGCCUUCCAGAGUUAUAUGGGAAAUCUUAUUUUAGCAAUUAUUAAGGCUGGAACAACGAAGGGCAUUUCCUGUGGAGCAGAACAGCGAGCAGCAUGAAGGAGCAACUUUGGAAACAUGAAACAUUCCUAUUACUUUUUCUUCUCCUCCUCCUAGUACAGACUUUUGGUUUAGAUGACGACAGCCGAGCUGCAACAGAAGUCUGCUCCACACACACAAUUUUGCCUGGACCAAAAGGAGAUGAAGGCAAAAAGGGAGACCAAGGACAAAUGGGCAAGCACGGGAAAGUGGGCCCCACAGGAUCCAAAGGAGACAAAGGAGCAGUUGGCGAUACUGGUGACCAAGGAAUAAUGGGUAAAAUUGGACCGAUUGGCAGAAAGGGUGACAAAGGACUGAAGGGGUUAUCUGGUGUGUCAGGAGGAAAGGGCAAAGCAGUUGGUCAUGGAACCGACCAGAGGGACGGCAACCCUGGACUUAAUCCUCAGUGGGGACCGGGACCUGGUGCGAGAUGUGCUGUCUGUGAUUGUGGAAAAUAUCGCAAAGUCGUUGGACAACUGGAUAUCAAUGUUGCUCGACUCAAGAGCUCCAUUAAAUUUGUAAAAAACGUGUUAGCAGGAAUCAGGGAAACCGAGGAGAAAUACUAUUACAUUGUGCAGGAAGAAAAGAGCUAUAAGGAAGCACUCGCUCACUGCAGGAUUCGAGACGGGAUCCUUGCAAUGCCGAAGGACGAGGCUGCCAACGCAGUCAUCUCUGACUAUGUCUCCAAGAGCGGCCUCUUCCGAGUCUUUAUUGGGUUGAGCGACACGGAGAAGGAAGGGCAGUUCAUGUUUGCUGACCGUACCCCACUGCAGAACUACAGCAACUGGAAGGAAGGAGAGCCUCAGGACACCUCUGGGCAGGAAGACUGUGUGGAAAUGCUCAGCUCCGGGCAGUGGAAUGAUACUGAGUGCCACCUCACUAUGUACUUUGUCUGCGAAUUCCCAAAGCAGAGAAAGUAGGCGUCAGAGGGCAUCUGGGGUACACUGUGCGGAUCACUCUAUGCUGGCUAUCUAUUGUGUUAGCAAUCUAGGAGAAGAAGCUGGCUUCAGUGCACCAGGUGUGUGGAAUCUGUGGCUCUUCAAACAAUACCAGACUACAGCUCCCAUCAUCCUUGACCACUGGCCAUGGCCGCUGCGAGUCCAACCAACUCUGGAGGGCCACAGGUUCCUCAUCCCUGCAAUACACAGGCAUCACUAUAACACCAUAAUUUGAUAUUACCACCAUAAGUUUACCUCUGAAUAAAUACUUUAGUAGCGGUGUCUGAGAUCCGUGCCUUCUCCUAGAUCUCUGUAUCAGGCGUGCGUUAUCUUCAAGCAUGGCAUCCUAGAAGUUAUCUCUCGUCCUCUCUCCUUACACCUCUUGCUUCCUACACUCUGCACAUGUUUGCCGCCCUGGGCUCCUGCUGGGAGGGAAGGCAGGAUAUACAUCAAAUAAUAAUUAAAUAAAUAAAAUCUAGAGUACACACAGGCCUGAUUUACAGAUAACCACUGGCAAAUGUAAUGAGAGCCAAAGUCAUACUAGAAUGACGAACGGGCCCCUUCAAUGUGGGCAUGCAAUAUUUGGCAACCAUCCUCAGAAUACUGAAUGGUCCACUCCUAAGCAGCUUUACUUGGAGGUAUGUCAAUGUCCCACUAAGUUCAGUGGGGCUUAGGCUAGGUCUACACAUGCAGAAGAAUGAGGUGGUAGAACAGACUGUAUUACUUCACAGGACAGGUGACGUCCUUCCCUGGCACCACCUGUGACGCUCUCACUUGUGGCUACCAGCAGACAGGAUUGUCAGGUUUAUUCUUACCCUUUACAGCACUAGCACCGAUCUCAAAAGAUCCCACUGCUAGGCAGCACCACCCGACACUCUGUAACCCUUUUAGCCAAUAGACUGUGCCUAGUCUUUGCCUGGCUAUUCCGAUACCUUGUGUCAAUGGGUAUAGGUAAUUUGUAAACCUCCCUGCAGCCCCUUGACUCUGAAGCAUACAGCCCUGGGUUUCUCUGUGGGACUGGAUACACUUUCCUCCGAUCCGCCGCUGCCACCAUUCGAUACAAACUGUUCAGCCUUGGUUACUUUGCUAUUCCCCCUGGUAUGUGUAUCCCAGCUGAAGGAAUCAGGCUUUUAUUUAACCAAGAAAUAUUUAUUAAGAAUUAGAAAUAACAAGAUUACUUAAUUACUUUGUUGACAAGCUUAUGGUUUCAUAUAUGUUCUGACAUGUACUUUACUUCUCAUUAAUUGCCUCAGAACUCCGACUCACUCACCAACAUAUGCUCCCUCAUCUGAAUUUUUUAAAUAAAUCCCAUCAGCGAAUAGAAAGCCAGUAUAACAAGCAAAAAUCUGGCCGCGCUUUCUACACUUUUAAAUGAUUUUUUUUUUAAUGGAGAACAAUCAAAAUUGGUAUUCUUCACUGGCAGGCUGAAGUGGCACAGCCCGUUCUACCACCUCAUCCUGAUCUCAUUCCCCUGCAUAUUUCACCCAGUCUUACUUUCUGAUAAUUAUGUUUAGGGCUGUGCUCUUACUCUGAAGCAGAAGCUUGCUGCUUCUGAUAUACUUCAGUGGGAUGUCAGUGAGAUCAUUCCUAGGACUUCAACUCUCACACCAUGUACUGCAUCACCGAAUUGUUGCAAGAGUAAAACCCAAUAAAGACUAUAGCAUGCUGCAGUAUGAAGUGUUGCAUUGUAAGUAAUAAUCUGUAGUAAUUCUAUUCGGUAGCCUUGGGUCUUUAAACAAAAACAACAAGCUAAACGCAGGAAUCCAGAUUCCACUCCUCUCCCGGUUCCAGUCUGGAAUAAGGGAGAAAUUAAAUUCAGUUCACAUUGAAAGGCAAACGUAACUAAUUAUAGGCUAUCGAUAGGCUAACUGAAACGUAACCAUCCUUCAAAAUUCACACUUUUCCGAAUUUUACAAUGCAGUUCUCCAGCCAAGUAAUGUAUACAAAAAUGCAUAUACUAGGGUAAGUAUGCAUAUAAAUGCAUAUAUUACUAAAAAUAACAUACAAAAUGCAUUCUAUUAGGGGAAAUUACUUUGCAAAAAAUGUGCUUAUUAGGCAAACUUUCCUACAAAAAUGUGCAUAUUAGGAGAAGUUUGCAUUAAAAUCCUGAUGAAUUUUCAUGAGGACUUUAAAAAAAAGGCACAAAAUGAUGUGGAAAUGCGGAGAACUAAAUUUAAGAUUGGAAAAACAAGGAACCAAAAUUGACAGAUUUGCCCAUCCUUAGUUCCAAUCUUGGAAGGGGGUAUGGGUUAUUAUUUUCAUGUUCUUCUUCUGAGGGACUUUCCCCAAAGAGUUAUUUAAUUCAUCACAUGAGUGGAGGAACUUGAAUCACAGGUUAGUUUGGGAGACACCACUUGAGUCACAAGCUUUGUGGGAUGGGUGUUCAGUACCUGGCAUCAUUCUGCCAAAUUAGCACCACUGGUAGUGAUGUUGAAAGAGAGGAUAGGAGUGGCCCCUUGGUUUGCAGCAAUUGUCACCAACAAUAACAUACGGACUAAGUAUUGUCCAAGUCUAGUUGUCCUUUUGUCAGAAGGACUCUGCUAUGGCACACCAAGAAAAGACAAAAGAGAGGGAAAUGAAGGUAUCUUAUGUUGGAUACUGGAUUAGAUAUCCAUGUCACUUUCAACUGGAUCUAAUGCAUGUUUACUCAGCAGUAAGUCUGAGUUCUAUAGGGAUCACUUCGGCAAAUUGUACAUACGAUUUCAACCUUAGGCUACUUUCACAGGCCAUAUAACCAACACUAGUUAAGCCAAAGGUAUGUCCGUGGAAGACCAUGGAGCGAACCUAAUAUACAGCUGUGCCCUUUAUUAUCCACAUGUGGACUUGCAGCUCUUUCAGAAGUGUUCACCAAAAUGAAUGGCUUCAGAGCUGGCUGUGUGUCUUGUUCUUAAAAUGUUUGAGCUUCCUUCCAUUGUCAGAAGUCAGUUUUGUAACAGAGUAAAGGUUUGUAACAGAGUAACAAGAGUGAAGUCUCUUCAGUUUUGCACAGAUCUUUUGGUUCCAGGAAAUCACACGUCUUGUUUCUGCGACCAUAGUGAUGACAUGAAGUGGUUCACAAACUGUAGAUACAACUGAUCCAUGACCAAACCAGCUCUCAAAAUUCCCUAUCCUGUUUGUGGGCAGACAAAUUGGAGAUACCGUUUCACCAGAUUUUUCCAGAGAACAGAGAAAUUCUUUAACGGUUUUUCAGGAGUAACAUCACUAUUAGCAAUGGAAGUCACAGUUUCUUUGUUUUUCCAAGAUUUUGGGGGGCAGGGGGCUGCUACUGCAAGUAGCAGUGAAAUAGCAUCCUCCACAAUACCCCAGAUCUAAAAGGGAAUCAAUCUGGGUAGUAUAUUCAAUACACUGGGGUAGCCAACAUGAUGCCCUCCAGAUGUUGUGGACCACAACUAUCAUCCCUCACCAUUAACCAUGUUGGCUGAGGCUGAUGAGAGCUGUAGUCCAAAACAACUAGAGGGCAGCCCCAGCAGCACCACAGUGAUUACCUCUGCAAUAUGUGUACAAUAUUCUUUGGGCUCAUUCCUUGGUAUUAAAUAUAGUCAAGAAGACUUUUAAUAUAGGAAGGAUGAUCUUGAUCUGUAUUGAUAUGAGAUUAGUGUAGCAUGUAAAAACUCCAGGGUAGAGCAAAGGGUUGGUUUUUUUUUACAAGUCUUUGUUGCAUGCUGCCUCUCUGGUUCUCUGCUCUUCCUGCCCCACCCUUUGCCAUCCCCCAAAUAUUUCCCCAUGUUGAUGUUACAUUAUGCAAUUCCAGAACCAAUGCUUUACUCUCGAAUGUUCAUUAAAAGGGUGGAGUUCACUAUAA